This is a messenger RNA of Penicillium robsamsonii, 1227 nucleotides long. RefSeq names its product DUF3632 domain-containing protein. The transcript has a single exon. The record is from RefSeq and is a predicted model, not a curated record. The coding region runs from base 1 to 1227 and encodes 408 amino acids. NCBI's taxonomy places the organism in Eukaryota, Fungi, Ascomycota, Eurotiomycetes, Eurotiales, Aspergillaceae.
AUGCAUCGCUACCGUGACUCCCUAUUGAGCCCCUCCCCAAAGGGCAUCGCCGACCUCAGCACUUUAGACAGCUGCACUGAACGUCAGACAGAUGUGCGGCAGAGCCUCGCUAGGGGGGAAUACAAUGAGGUCCGGGAAGCGGCGUUCUUGAACCGAACCUGGAUUAUAAGCCACCGAUACUGCAACCUUGGGGAUGGGGUGGAUUCCCUCGAAGACUACCUGCGUGAGAUAUGGUACAUGUACUUCCAACUCAGCGUACUCACAUCGUAUGAAACGGCCGAGCACGAUCGGCUGGUUCUUGAUAUCCUCCGGAUCCAGGGAAAGGGGCCGUUAACCAGGCCUGUGAGAGGGAUCUACGGCAUCGAUAUUGCACGAACAGUCGAAGGAACGCUAUGGAAUGACAUGCCAUUUUUGGUUACCGACAUGACCGACUUAUUCAUCAACAGCUGGGCGCCAAUGUCGGGUGCCCAGCGCCUUAAUGUUGUCUCCUUCUUGGCCAAGCUAGCGUCAACCCGCAUCUGCAAGGACAGAAUGUGCCAGAUCGCUCUUGUGCUCUUCCGUCUUGCGCUUGAAUCACGGCAAGAGCUUCGCGCCACCGGUGAUCUGGAUGAUGAAGAUCCAAGACGGAGCAUGUGUGACCUUGAGAGUAUGCACUUGUUGCCAGCCAUCAAUACGUGGAUUCGGGAGGCAGGUUACAACAUCAUGCUACUCUCGGAGGUCUCGUGGAACGAUUGCCCUAGUGAGAUUGGCCGGGGUGGUGCGACCUUCAUCCAGUCAGAGUUUGGGAAGCGAACCCCGUCUGGGUUUACACCCUGGAGAUGGAUGUAUUGGCUCAAGCGACUCCAUGAAAUUCAGGAGGACGCAAUGCAGGCUAGCGAGAAUGAUAUUCUGGCAUGUGCUAGCGAGGCCAUUGAGCGCAUGGUCAGCGGCGCGGACGAGCGAGACUCUGAUAUUCUGAGGGCCUACAAAGACAGUGGCGAUGUCUUGUACAACGACAAACAUUUGUUCCGACUGAAAGAGCUCGUGGAGAGCACAGAAAAAGAUGAGAACGAAAGCCCUGAGGAGAACGAAAACCCUGAGGAGAAGGAAAACCCUGAGGAGAAGGAAAACCCUGAGGAGAAGGAAAACCCUGAGGAGAAGGAAAGUAUCGGGGAGAGCGAAAACCCCGAGCAGAAGGAAAACUGCGACAAUAAGGAAAACACCGAGGAGAAUGAGAAGAAUAGCUGA